GACUUGCUUUCGGACGCGCAAAAGAGGAAGAGAGAGACAAUGAGCUGCAAGCUUUCCUUCUUUAAUGGCGAUCUCUUCUGAACCCAAUUACUCGCAAUAAAACCCCGCUUGCUCACACAUAUACACUACGCAAACGCAGGACAUGGGUCACGAUCACCAUCUCAACACCAGCGAUGGCGUCUCGCACUCUCAGCGAGUCAACAGUCCACGCUUCUCUGGCUCAAUGACUCGUCGAGCUCACUCAUUCAAGCGCAAUAACAACAGCAACAAUGGCAGCUCCCGCACCUCCAUCGCCAAUAGCGCUAGCAACAGUCUCGGUCCCCACUGUGAGAUUGAGCUGCAAAUGAACUCGCCCAGAUCGGAGAUUGCUGCAAGCUUGAUUGCAGCUGAAGCGUUGGAGCCUGUUUUGGAAAGGAAACACGCCCAUCAUCUGACCCAGAGGAUUCAAGCAAGGGUCGUGAAGAGCUUUCUGAAGAAACCGAUUGAAUCCUUAGUCUUUGAUUUGGGCUUGAGGGAGAAGAAAAAGAUUGGGCACUGGAUGUUUAUUGUGUUCUGCGGGGUGUGCUUAUUUCUGGGUGUUUUGAAGAUAUGCGCCACUGGGUGGCUCGGAUCUGCGAUAGAAAGAGCUGAGUCGAGACAGGAUCUAUCCGGUUCCAUCACUAAUCCAAAUCUGAUGGAACAAAGGACCUAUGAUCAUGGAUAUCGGGAGGAAGGAGUUGAUGCUGAACGAACUCUAAAGAUGUUAGAAACAGGAGUAACUGGCAGCCAGACUGCUAUGGCUAAAGAAGCUGGCAUCUGGUCUAUACCCAACUAUGAGAAUUACAGUCAAUGCAUUGACCUGCCAAGAAAUCAUAAAAAGCUAGAUGCGAAGACAAAUGGUUGCAUUCUCAUAAAUGCUAAUGGUGGCCUGAAUCAGAUGAGGUUUGGGAUAUGUGAUAUGGUGGCUGUUGCUAAGAUUUUGAAGGCAACACUAGUCCUUCCUUCCCUUGAUCAUACUUCCUACUGGGCUGAUGAGAGUGGCUUCAAGGAUUUGUUUGACUGGAGAUAUUUUAUUGAGAUGCUGAAGGAUGAUAUUCACAUAGUUGAGACGUUACCAGCAGACUUUGCUGGAAUUGAGCCUUUUGUAAAAACUCAAUAUCUUGGUCUAAG
Messenger RNA from Neltuma alba, 1149 nucleotides. Its product is annotated as O-fucosyltransferase 35. Gene Ontology annotation, cellular component: chloroplast; cytoplasm; Golgi apparatus. NCBI's taxonomy places the organism in Eukaryota, Viridiplantae, Streptophyta, Magnoliopsida, Fabales, Fabaceae. The transcript is spliced from 6 exons. The annotation marks the transcript as partial. The record is from RefSeq and is a predicted model, not a curated record.